AUGGAAGUGCCUAAGGAUUAUUUGGACAAAAUUGUUGGUGCAAAUUUGUUUGGAACAAUCAACGCAAUACAAAUUAUCGGAAGCAAAAUGAUAGCCGCUAAGAGACCGGGAUCCAUUGUGAAUGUCUCAAGUCUGGUAUCGCUUCAAGCAAUUCCGGAAUAUUUACCAUAUACGGUCACUAAGUGUGGUGUUGACAUGGUUACGAAACAGUUCGCGCUGGAAUUAGGGUCCCGCAAUAUCAGAGUAAACAGUAUCAACCCAACACUUGUCCUAACGGAAAACAUAAAAAACUUCCUAGCUAGCGGAGAUACUAGAGACAAGACCUUUAUAGAAAGAACGCCGCUACAGAGGGCAGCGGAAGUGAGGGAAAUUGUCAAUCCUAUUUUGUAUCUGCUAAGUGAUUACUCUUCAAUGGUAUCCGGGACUACAAACGUCAUUGAUGGCGGUUUGAUGUCGUCAAUUUGGUUAAAAUGGUGA
Mercenaria mercenaria is the source of this 477-nucleotide messenger RNA. RefSeq names its product L-xylulose reductase-like. The record is from RefSeq and is a predicted model, not a curated record. Gene Ontology annotation, molecular function: L-xylulose reductase (NADPH) activity; carbonyl reductase (NADPH) activity. Gene Ontology annotation, biological process: xylulose metabolic process; glucose metabolic process. NCBI's taxonomy places the organism in Eukaryota, Metazoa, Mollusca, Bivalvia, Venerida, Veneridae. The coding region runs from base 1 to 477 and encodes 158 amino acids. The transcript has a single exon.